Panonychus citri (citrus red mite) is the source of this 999-nucleotide messenger RNA. Its product is annotated as phospholipid scramblase 1-like. Gene Ontology annotation, biological process: plasma membrane phospholipid scrambling. Bases 49 to 885 code for a protein of 278 amino acids. Lineage: Eukaryota; Metazoa; Arthropoda; Arachnida; Trombidiformes; Tetranychidae. The record is from RefSeq and is a predicted model, not a curated record. Gene Ontology annotation, molecular function: phospholipid scramblase activity. Gene Ontology annotation, cellular component: plasma membrane. The transcript is spliced from 5 exons.
UUACCGGGUGAGGAAAGUCAACAUAAUUGUUAACCUUUCUAUCCACUUAUGGCCAUUUAUUACUCGUCACAAUCAGGAACCAAUUUUGCUGGAUACUCACCUUAUCCACAAUCGUAUGGGCAACAAAAUCCACCUCGAUUCGGACAAAGUGGUCAUCCUCCUCCUCCACCGCCGCCGAUGGCACAACAACCUGUUGAAGGUGAUUGGAUGACCACUCCAAUGACCAGUGGCUGUCCACCAGGAUUAGAGUAUUUGUCUCAAAUUGACCAGUUACUUGUUCAUCAAAAGAUUGAGCUUUUUGAAGCUUUUUCCAGUUUCGAGACUAAAAAUAAAUAUAAUGUCAAAAACAGUCUGGGACAAAAAGUUUACAUCGCUAAAGAGGAAAAUGAUUGUUGUACUCGAAAUUGUUGUGGAACAAUUAGACCUUUCGAAAUGAAAAUAUAUGAUUAUCAGGAGAAAGAAGUUCUCAAUCUUCACCGGCCAUUACGAUGUCAAUCAUGUUGGUACCCAUGUUGUUUACAGAGAUUAGAGGUGACAGCUUCGGGAUCGAUUUGUGGUCACAUUGAGCAAAUUUGGUCACUUUGCGUUCCAAAGUUUAUUGUCUGCGAUGCAACGGGUGACAUUGUCCUACGAAUCGAAGGGCCUUUUUGUACCUUUGCCUUAUGUCGAGAUGUCCAAUUUAAAGUACUUCUUAGAGACGGAAUGACUCAAGUUGGUCGAAUCACAAAACAAUGGAUUGGCCUUACUCGUGAAGCAUUUACGGACGCAGAUCACUUUGGUAUCUCAUUCCCGAUAGAUUUAGAUGUUAAUAUAAAAGCAGUUCUACUCGGAGCUUGUUUCUUAAUUGACUUCAUGUAUUUUGAAAAAUCUGGUAAAAAAUAUUAAUUGUUAUCAUCUCUUUAUUUGCCUUCGGUAAUUAGUGUAAUUACACUGAUUUACACUGAUAAUUUAAAUAAAUGGAGAUUCAUUUGCAUAAUUAAUACGCAAUUUAGAUAUUUC